Messenger RNA from Perca flavescens (yellow perch), 835 nucleotides. RefSeq names its product CD209 antigen-like protein E. The transcript is spliced from 6 exons. Lineage: Eukaryota; Metazoa; Chordata; Actinopteri; Perciformes; Percidae. Bases 1 to 801 code for a protein of 266 amino acids. The record is from RefSeq and is a predicted model, not a curated record.
AUGUCUGCAGAUUCCGUCGCUGCGCCACGUUUGAGCCUGAAUGUGAGAUAUAACAGAAACAUCCAAGAGAACAGUGGAGAGGAAGAGGAGAGUCAGGUGAAGAUCUUAGAGGAUGAAGAGCAUCACGCUGAUCUCGGGCCACAAAGAGCCAGACCACACACUCAAACCAACCCUGCAGCCAACAACAGAAGGUGUUUCAAAGCUACUGCAGUGACUCUGGGAGGGUUUUAUCUUCUGAUAUUGGCUGGACUCUUCAUUCGCUUCACUUUGCUGCAGACCAGAUACGACCAACUGAGCAACAACAACAGUCAGUUACAGGUGAACUACAGUCUGUUACAGAGCAGCUACCAAACACUGAGUGCAAAUCACAGUCAGUUUCAGGAUGAAGUAAAGCAGCUGAAGGACAGAACUGAAGUUGUUAAAAACUGUCCUCAUGGAUGGACGAGCUUUGGACGCAGUUGGUACUUUAAAUCAGAAGAGGAGAAGACUUGGUCUGGAAGCAGAGCUGACUGUCAGCAGAGAGGAGCAGAUCUGGUCAUCAUAAACAACAAAGAGGAACAGAAGUUUGUUACUGAGCUGAGUAAGGAUGAAGAGACCUGGAUUGGUCUACGGUAUGAAUGGACAAAAGGAGAAUGGAAAUGGGAAUGGUUGGACGGAUCACCGCUGACAGAAACGUUCUGGGCAGCAGGACAGCCUCAAUAUAACGGUUACUAUGCUGCAUGCUGCAAUCAACAAGGAAAAUGGACACAAGGAUAUUAUAAUGAUUACAGGAAGUGGAUCUGUGAGAAAAAGAUUCUCUGAACUUUUUGAUGACCGAGAGGUGUGUAGUGUUGGG